Messenger RNA from Cladophialophora carrionii CBS 160.54, 2598 nucleotides. RefSeq lists its product as uncharacterized. Bases 1 to 2598 code for a protein of 865 amino acids. The record is from RefSeq and is a predicted model, not a curated record. The transcript has a single exon. NCBI's taxonomy places the organism in Eukaryota, Fungi, Ascomycota, Eurotiomycetes, Chaetothyriales, Herpotrichiellaceae.
AUGGGGUCGUACGCCGCCGAGGCUGCCAAGCUCAUUCAGGCUGCGAAGCUCGCCCUGGGACCUGAGGUGGAGAGCAGCCCAUUUGGACAAAGAUCAAGACAAAUUGAAAAAUCAAUAAGGCAGGGAGACGAACGGAUCAAUCAAGGUUGGGUUCAGAUUCAAAACAGGCGGGAAGAAGUUGCUCAACUUGUACGAGAAAUUGCCUGGGAGAGACAGGAGCUGCAGAAGGACGCGGGCCACCUCAGCAACGGGCCAAAGUAUCUCCAAGACGGCGUCCAGUGUAGCAAAGCAACUGCGGCCAACGGCCAAGUCGAUGUACUCAAGAGCAAGGUGAAAGAUUACUCCAGCACGCAAGAGAGUUCAACAGCCCAAACAGUAAAACUGGCGACUUUCCGAAGAUGUACUUGUCAGGUGUUCACGGAUCCCAGCCCUGGCAAAACGCACCUGAGCAUCAAGACCACCGCAGUCGAACUGCACAAGGAAAACGGCGUUGCCAUAUCAUAUACUUGGGGCCAAUUCGACCGCACCAAGCAUUGCAUAGGACACCGGGAAUCCCAUCCCACAGAAUAUGUGUGGAUAGAACUAGGGGCCGAGUGGCGAGUCAAUUCGGUGCUCGAACGUCUUGUACAGUUCACCAACAAAUAUGGGGCUUGUUGGAUUGACCAAGUGUGUUUCCAGCAGAAGGACGAGCAGAUACGACAUUCCCUUGCACAAAUCCCGGCAAUCUUCAGAACCUUGCCUGUUGUUAUACUAUGGCCCGGUAGUCUUUGCUCGUGCUUGAGAAAGGCGUACGAAGCUGUGUCGAAAGAGGUUCCGAUCAGUUCAUCUAGCGCGGGAUCUGCGGUGGACGAAAUUGUGGGCGUGGACACCACCCAGGUUGAUCUUUUCGUAACUCUAAAUGCAUCCAUAUGCCUCAAUUCGAACGGCGUCUGCUCAUGGCCUUAUCGGAUUUGGACGAACCAGGAGUACAGGUAUGCCCGGUCGGUCACACUCGUCUUUGCGGAUGUGGAGGUUGCCGAGUGUUGCUUCCUCAGUACACCUUUACAGACGCAGCUGGAGAAAAUGAACGAUUAUUCCCGACUGUUGCUUCAGCAAUUGAAAGGCAAGCACGGGUACGAUGACUCUGAAGCUUUGGAAGCGGUGAGGGUACACAAUGGAGAUUUCCUUAACACCCUUUUUGACCUGAACGAGCACAAUGCACUAUCCGACAUGCAAGUGGCUGCGUUUCUUCUUGGUGAAACACGACAAACUGCUGAUGAGCACAUGGCCUGGACCCCGUGGCUUGCGAUCAUCCAAGAGAUGAUUUCCGUGUGGCACUUGCAACUCUCGGCUAGUCAGCCAAAAGACUACGUGCUGUCACUGUUCGCAGAGUCGGACUUCUAUGACCCACCACCAGGUUUUCAAGACCUGCCAUCCAAUAUGCUGCUGAAAGAUUUCCUGCGACAGCUGCGAAAGGUCCGACCAGUGCUAAUCCCCACCACGUGUCCCGCUGGCCUGUUUGGAAUAAGCGACGAGACCUGGAGCUUUGAUGCGUCUGAAAUUACUAUUGCUAGGCAAAUAAAAGAUGUACGCCACAUUUACGGCAUGUUCGAAUGGUGGGACAGUGUGGCUUCUUCGACAACCGGUCGUCUUCCUCUGAAGCUCUCUAGAUCAAGCUGGCAAAGCUGUGCUUCGAAAGCCCUGUCUUUCGCCUCUUGGCUUGCCCGCCAUGACACAAUGACAGGUUUCAUAUGGUUCUGCAAUGCCGUGUGCAUGUCGGCAGCCGGGCGUCGAAACAGACUUUCUGAGCUCGAACACUCAGUUCCGUCGACAGCCAAGCUGCAAGGGAUGUUGGCGUCCGACGAUCCUCUGGAGCAGGUACAGGGCUGUAGAGCGUGUCUGGUAUUGGUUGUCAAUGAAAUACCAACCCCUACCGACAGAAAAAAGGCCACCGAACUCUUCUUGGAUGUUGCACCUCGACAGUGCUUAUCCGGCUUGGUGCAAAAUUGCCUCCAGGGAAUCAUUGAGCGUGCGUCACCGAGGAACCCGGCCCUGGGACGACUCAUGUCGCAUUGUUUCAGCAUGCCAAUCCCCGUUCUCGUGGAAGCGGUUUUCGAGGUGGUCUGUGAGAUGCUAUUCCUGGAUGUUAGACUCUGUCGGGAGAGGGGAGUAAGAGUUAUCCUCGGUGAGUGGCAUCCUCUUCAAACCCAAGGAGAUACGUCAGACCCACGAUGGGCUCCAGGGUUAGCCAACGAGAACAACAAUUUGUCAAACGCCGACCCUGCCGGAAGACAUGAAUAUAGCGACGACGUCCGCGACGGGACUGAGCAACAAAGGAGGACUGAGGCCGGAUCUACAACAUGCAUCGGUCUCGUUCACUGGGAAACUUUCUGCCAGGCUCGCGCGCAGAAGAAGGACACGAUCACCAUUGCAUUGAAGGGCGAACCCCAUAUUCCAUUCUACGAAGCAGUUCGAACCAGCAAUUCUGAUCCGUCUGAUUCAUUCCCCGAGUAUAAGGUCUUUGGUGUAUGGGUACCGCUCAACAGCAAUUGGUAUCGAGCGGCAGAUAUCGGUGCCAUAGUUGUGGACGAAGACAAGGCCGACGCGUUCGUGGUGUAG